Messenger RNA from Nematocida major, 606 nucleotides. RefSeq lists its product as uncharacterized. The transcript has a single exon. NCBI's taxonomy places the organism in Eukaryota, Fungi, Microsporidia. The record is from RefSeq and is a predicted model, not a curated record. The coding region runs from base 1 to 606 and encodes 201 amino acids.
AUGGCAAAAAAAGAGAAAGCCUUUGGCUCCGCAGAGGGCUCAGCCCGGAAGAAAAAGAGCGAGAGCCCCAGCCCAUACCAGGCCAUAGACUGGGCCGGGGUCGUGGCGGGGAAAACCACGGUGUGCGCGCACAGGGGAAAAAUUCAAGCGAAUGCGAAAGCGCUUAUAGAAGAGCUGGGGAAGAGCGUGGGCCAAGGCGUUCCAGAGGAUCUAAGCCUGCUCCUGGCGCCGCUGCUCUCGGGGUAUUUAGAGCACAGCGCACAGCCAAGCGCGCAUGUGCCAGCUGAGGGCGCGCAUGGAGAAAGAGGGCACUGCAGAAAAAAGCACAAGGCAGAUGCGCUAAGAUCAAAUAUAAAAAAGAAAUAUAUAAGGAGAGCGUUUGAAGCUGCCUCUGCCAAAAUCAUGGAAGAAAUGCAGCUUGGCCAGAGAGAAGAGUGUGCAGCAGGGGAGCCCGUGGCGAUCCCAAUUGUGCUUUCGUCUCUGUCUGAGGUGCCCCGCAUAAGAAAAGAGUACAUAGAGGAGGCGCCAAUGAAGCUGCGCUCCAGAAUAUACAGAGAGGGAAUCAGCAAAAAAGUAGGGCGAAAUGCAGGCGGGCCAAAUAGAUAG